AUGUACUUUGAAAAUAAAAAGAGAUCUGGUGGCGGGGCCAUCGAGUCCUACCUCAGAAAGGAUCAGCAAGUGAUCCUCACCUUUCAGGAUGAGGAAGAUGCCCAAGAAGUUUUGCGAAGGAAGCAUCACUCAGUGAAGAAAAUUGAUCUGCUCGUGAGGCCAUGGCAAGUGGAGGACUCUCAAGGAUCCCUGUCUUCCACUGUAGUUGUGCUUGAAAAUGUGCAGGAGGCAGUAAAAGAUUGCAUGUUAAUUAUGCUGGUAGAGAACAUCAGUGGCCUGUCAGAGGAUGAUGGUGACUUCAGCGUGGAAAUGAUACCUGAAAUACAUGCUGCUGCAGUUACUUUUACUGGAAAUACUGUUGCAGGGGAAUUUGCUAAAAAGCUUAAUCAAAACCACAGAGCAAAGCAACAAAAUAUUACUGCACGGUGCCUUGAGCUAACAAGAAGCAUUAGGGCUGAAAAUAUACCACCCAACACACCUAAUGACUAUAUAACCAUCUACUUUGAAAACAAGAAGAACGGAGGUGCACAAGUGGUGAAUGUUGAGCAGCUGCCUGAUGAAGAUGCAGCUAUCGUUACAUUCAGUGACCAUAAAGAUGUAACCAAUAUCUUGGCAAAGCAGCAUUCCUUCAACAAAACACCAGUCUCUGUCUAUCCAUACUACAUCUCACUGGGAACAGCUCUAUAUGGAAAGCAAGGGCCACAAAUAAAGAAGCCGGAUCCAAUUACAGUGCCUCUGGAUCCGUAUAUCUGGAGUUACUUGCAGAGAAAUGCUAGGCUAAUUGAGGCAAUAAGUUGCGAAAUGGCAAAGUGCAAUUGUGAGCUAACAUGGCCUGAACCCAGCUGUGCAGAUCCAAAAGUUACUUUGCAUCCUUCAGCUGCUUUGUCUCAGCAGAAGAGAUUAGUAUCUCGAUUGAUCAAGACAUGGAAUGAAAAUGUUUCCACGGCAUUUUCACAUAGCGUAUCGAAGUACAAAGCAAUUAAAUGUCAAGUAAGUGCAGAGGUGUGGGAAACCAUCAGAAACAACUUUACCCACAAUGAAGUUCUGAUAAUCCCAGAUAUUUCCAAGGAUUUACUUGUUCUAGUAGGCGAAAAAGAAGUCGUGAAGAAUGUUGAACAAGAACUGAAGUUUCUGAUAGAAAAGGCCACCAGAGAAAUUGAAAGAGAAAAGCAAAGAACUGAGGAAAUGAUGGUAAUGGGUUCAGGGGAAUAUGCAAUUUUACAGAGUACUGGUCUUGAGGAAAAAAUUCGUACGGAGUUCCCAGCCCUGCAGAUAACUUACGAUCAUUUGCUGAAGGUAGUUAGCCUAUGUGGAGUGCCUGAGGAAGUUUAUAAAGUAAAAGGGGAAAUACUAGAUAAUAUACACAAAAUGGCAAAGAAAACAGUUAGUAUACACCCUUUCAUUUUCCAUUUUUUAGAGCAUAUUGAUAAUGAAACCCUGUCACAGAGCCUGUUUAUGUCAAAACAAAUUAGUGCCUUUUAUGAGCUUGGCACAGACGCUAUCAUCUUGAAAGGGAGUGCACCUGAAGAUCUCCUAAAAGCAGAAGAAGAAAUAAAGAAAGAACUGAACUACAAGAGCAUUACUUUGGAGGAUGAGUCAAUCCUCCAGAAGAGGGAAUGGACGUUGCUCACCAAGCGAAACUGCUCUAAUGAAGCUGUAACAGUCACUCAGGCAGAGAGUCAGGUCAUCAUUGCUGGUUUUUCUCAAGCAGUAGAAAAAGCCUUUGAGGAACUUUUUGAUUUUGUAGAUGAGAACACGCAAGUGCAAAAGGUCAUCGGAGAAAAGCCUAUGGUGGUCAUAAUGUUUUUUGAGAAAGAGAAGACCAAUGUUUGGGGUGACUUACAGAAUAAAGGUGUGAAAGUUGACUUUAGCACACAGAGGAAAUGUAGAGUUAUAUCCUUGAGUGGGCCAAGGAGGCAAGUGCUGAAGGGAGUCACCUUAGUUGAGCAAACUCUGUCUGGCCUGCAUCAUAAGCGUGUGGUAAUUAGAGAGCCAGGAGCCAAGUCAUAUUUCAAAGAGCGAGAACACUUUUUUGCUGCCAGCGUGAAACAAGACUUCAGUUGUCUAGUCAGGCUGGAGGACCCAUCAGAAGAAGAGCUGGAAGAACAGCAAGAACAUAGUAACACAGGCAAGCCCUAUAGGCAGGUGACCAUAGGUGGGAUUGUAAUAGCGGUUUAUAAAGCUGACUUGUGUAAUUACCCGGUUGAUGUUGUGGUGAACGCGUCUAACGAAGACUUACGGCACAUCGGUGGCCUUGCUGAUGCGCUGCUGAAAGCAGCUGGCCCAGAGCUGCAACAGGAGUGUGAGGAGCUGGUGAGGAAGCACGGGAGUUUGCAGCCUGGGUGUGCGGUUAUCACGGGCGCCGGGAAACUCCCCUGCAAGAACGUCAUCCAUGCUGUUGGGCCCAGGUGGAGGAAGGAUGAGGCAGAAGAAUGCGUGCGCUUGUUAAGAAGGACGGUCAAGAAAAGCGUGCAGCUAGCUGAAACGUACAAUUAUCGUUCCAUAGCUCUGCCCGCUAUAAGCGGAGGGAUUUUUGGUUUCCCACUGGAACUGUGUACAUAUUCGAUUGUAUCUUCCAUCAAGGAGACCUUGGAAGAAUCCAUGGGAGACAGCAGCUUAAAAGAGGUUCAUCUCGUGGAUAUUUCACAGAAUAACAUUCAGGCUUUCAGCAAGGCACUGGGAGAAGUGUUUCCAGAUUGUUCACCUUCCUACAGUUCACUGCAUCAGACCAGUACAGUUCCUCAGCCUAGGAAAAGAAAAUUCUCUCAAAAGAGCGAAAACUUCCCAAUGGUAACAACAGAGGAAGGCCUUGAUAUCAUGCUGAAAAAAGGAAGCAUUGAAGAUGCUACAACAGACAUUGUCGUCAUCAGUGUUGCCAAAGAUCUCCAGCUUGAUAAAGGGCCGCUCUCUAAAGCUUUGCUAAGCAGGGCAGGGCCAAUGCUUCAGACACGCUUAAAAGAAGAGGGCCUAGAAAAAACACCUGAGGAAGGAUGUGUGUUGAAAACAGAAGGCUACAAUCUGGGUUGCAGUGUUGUGCUUCAUGCUGUCGUACCUGCAUGGUCCAGUAAACACGCAUCUUUAAAGGUCUUGGGUGACAUCAUCACAAAAUGCCUGGAGAUUGCUGAGGAACUAUCUUUGAAGUCAAUUACUUUCCCAGCAAUUGGGACAGGGAAUUUAGGAUUCCCAAGGUCUAUUGUUGCUAAAUUACUGUUUGACAAAGUGUUUGAAUUCAGUAGUAAAACCGAAAUAAAUUCUCUUGAGGAAGUUCACUUUCUGUUGCACCCAAAAGACGCAGAUAAUAUUCGGGAAUUUUCAGAUGAAUUUGAGAACAGAUGUGGAAAUACUGUAGAAGCUGAACUGGGGAAGACUUCUCCAAAUGAGGCUAGCCAAGGCACAG
Molecule: messenger RNA, 3397 nt
Organism: Tauraco erythrolophus (red-crested turaco)
Lineage: Eukaryota; Metazoa; Chordata; Aves; Musophagiformes; Musophagidae
Source: RefSeq, a predicted model, not a curated record